AUGACUGCCCUUUCAGUGUUCUUGGAUGUUCCCCCAGCUCAGAAGCUAGAAGGCAGUUUGUUAAAGAUCUACAAACAAGACGACUCCUCUAAAAAGAUGUUCCUGGCCUAUAAAGUCUGCAUGACCCAGGAAGGACAGCCCUGGGUGUCUUUUGUGGUGCACAAAAUCCGACUGCAGCUCGCCCAGGAUCCCUCCCUGAACUACGAGUAUCUACCGGUGAUGGGCAUGAAAUCAUUCAUCCAGGCCUCGUUGAGACUUCUCUUUGGAAAGCACAGCCAAGUCAUUGUGGAGAACAGGGCAGGGGGUGUGCACACUGUUGGUGACAGUGGUGCCUUCCAACUUGGGGCCCAGUUCCUCAAAACUUGGCGUCAGGAUUCUCAAAUAGUCUACGUCAUUUCUUCUCAAAUAGAACAUCAUGGAUUCAUCUUCCAGGACAUGGGUUUUACAGUUUUUGAAUUCUCCUUCUGGGACCCUGAGCAGCUGUGCAUGGACUCCAAUAUGCUCUUCAGUGUGGUGAAGCAGGCCCCAUAUGGCUGUAUCUUUGUGAUCGGGAACAUUGACCACUGCAAGAUGACACAAUAUCAAUGGACAAAGUUGAUGGCCACCAUGAAGAGAAAGCGGAUAUUCCUAUUUUUUGACAUCCCCUAUCAAGGUUUAGCUACCGGUGACCUGGAAGAAGAUACUAAAUUCUUACAAUACUUCGUGUCCGAAGGCUUUGAAUUCUUCUGCAGCCAGUCUCUGUCCAAGAGUUUUGGCAUUUAUGAUGAAGGAGUGGGGAUUCUAGCCGUGGUGACACGCAACAACCAGCUCCUGCUGUGUGUCCUCUCCCAGCUGAUGAACUUUGCGUUGGCCCUGUGGCUAAACCCUCCCACCUCGGGGGCGCGCAUUAUCACCUCCAUCCUCUGUAACCCUGCUCUGCAUGAAGCAUGGAAGCUGAGUCUAAGAGAGGUCGCAGAACACCUUUUGCUCAUCAAAGAAAAGGUUAAAGAGAAGCUCCGGCUCCUGGGGACGCCUGGCUCCUGGGAUCACAUCACUAAUCAGAAUGGGACCCAUGGCUAUCUUGGGCUCAACUACCAACAGAUAGAAUACUUGGUCAAGAAGAAACAUAUCUACAUCCCCAAGAACGGUCGGAUUAACUUCACCUGUAUCAAUGCCUGCAACAUAGAUUACAUCACUCAGAGCAUCAACGAGGCUAUCUGCUUCACAAAGAGCUCUGGGAAAAAAAAAACCCUCCAAAAAGUUGAUAUCUCCUAA
Messenger RNA from Pipistrellus nathusii (Nathusius's pipistrelle), 1254 nucleotides. Lineage: Eukaryota; Metazoa; Chordata; Mammalia; Chiroptera; Vespertilionidae. The record is from the annotation of a GenBank genome assembly.